Biomphalaria glabrata is the source of this 18276-nucleotide messenger RNA. RefSeq lists its product as uncharacterized. The coding region runs from base 1193 to 16207 and encodes 5004 amino acids. The record is from RefSeq and is a predicted model, not a curated record. NCBI's taxonomy places the organism in Eukaryota, Metazoa, Mollusca, Gastropoda, Planorbidae. Gene Ontology annotation, molecular function: protein binding. The transcript is spliced from 20 exons.
AAUUUUCAAAACAUACCCUUCAUGAGAGAGAACGAAAAAAGGUUGUCAAAAAAAAAAGCUGGCUGGACUACGCAAAUAAUGGACCAGCCUCUCUCUCUUGAUAUCUUGUUAAGAACAUUGGUGACCGGGAAAAGUGGAUGGUUUGGUUGCGCGGGACAGAUGAUAAAAAUGACAUGUACAUAAAAAAAAUUCCAGAUUUUGUGUAAAAUACCCAAAUGAGGAAGUACUGGAAACACCUAUUUUAACGAAGUGGCCUUAAAAAAAAAUCUUUUGUGACGAUCCAUUAUUCAGGGAAAUUGUAUCUAUUUUAUCAGAUAGUCAGAAAAUGGAUAAAGUUUUUACAGAUCUAAUAAAAUAUAGUGUGGGGAAGUUUUACUCUCAAUGAAGGUCAAUCCAAGUGGCUCUCGGAGUAAAUUUCUUCUUUGGCAUGCUCAUCGAUUUUUCAAAAUGGUAUGGUGCGCGAAAAAAGAUGCGCGACGGCACUCUGAUCAUAAAAUCUCGAAGCUGGUGUUCCAUUAGUAUAGUUCCAUGGUUAAAGUAUUACAAGCGUAGGAUGUGUUUGGUCUUCAUCCCAUUUAAAACUCACUCUAGUAAAGUUUUCGCUAAUUUAUUCUAAUUCGGUUUUAAUUCCGUACUAAUUUUGAAUUUUCACUCUAGUAAAGCCCAGUGGCGUCGCUAGAAGGAUGCGAGGGGCGCGGAAACACACUAUAACUACGCCUAUUAUAAAGACAACUAAUUAUUUAAGUAUAAAUUUUUUUUUCCGUGAAUCCCAUUUAGUGGUGUUAAUAGUUUGCUUUAUUUUCAUUUUUACAAUACAAUACAAUUUUUCCACUUCCUGGAAACUAAAACCUAAUACAUGGGCUCAAAACUGAAACACCUGUGUUGACAAGGAUCUUGAAACAUUUAUAGAUCUACAUAAUUUUUCUAACAAGCUGAAAGUUGAUGUAGAAUCUAUAUGGUUGGGAAACGAAUUACUUGCUCGUCGGUCACACUGGGAAAACUCUGGUUUGACCGUUAUAAUUUUCCAACGUAAAAAAAAAUAAUAAAAAAAAUAUAAUUUUGCUUGUAAACUAGAUCUAUAAAAUAUUUAUCUUGAACGGACUAAACGACUUCAUGUAGUUCCGCAGCGGAGGUUUGAACUCAAAAGAGUUUUCCUUCUUUUAGGUGCGUAGCCAGAUAGAUAGAAAGAAAAAUGAGCGGCGAAAAUGGAAAUGGACGCUCAAAGGCUGAUGUUGGGGAUGAACUGGGUCAAACGUUACAGCGCAUUGAAGACUUGGUUGAAACAAACAAAAUUGAUGAAGCUUACAAGCUAAUCCUUGAUACGAACUACCAGCUGAAAUUUGCAAACAACAUUCAAUGGUUUCUUGGGAUUGAUUCAUUUUUCAAAAACUACGUCAACAAGACUCCCGCAAUGAGCAAAGAUCCAGAGUUCAAUGUUCAUUACUUCUACACUCUCAGAAACAUCACAAUGCUAUUGAUGUCCUCUAGAUCGAGAAAAGAUUAUGGAGCUAUAGCAGAUACUUUAAACAGACUUGACCAACAGUUAUGGAGAAAUACUUCACUAUUUACAUUAGACACCAUAUGGAGAUGGACAUUUCUAGAAAUCAAGGCACAAUUUUACUUCCUGAUUGGCUACUAUUUGAUCGAGACAACUCAAAAUAUUGGUCAACAACAAGAUUUUCUGACUUAUGUUGUGGGUGCUUGUUUAUUUGCCAGCUUUAAAGCUAAUGGAGAAGAAGCAAUGACCCAUGUUGGUCAGCCACAAAGAAAGUUUGUCCAGUGGUGGUAUCACCAGAGUCAAGACCGAUUGUCUCAAAUAGGUCAUCUACUGAAGCACUUAUCUAAAGGCGAAGUCCUUGAAUGGAGUACAAGACAUGCAACUGCUGCAGUGAAAGGAAAGCUUUUCGACAUUUUUGUACUAGUCUUUGGUCAAUCUGAUGAUGCCAGGAGAAAGAACUCCUAUUUCCUACAUGCUUCAGAAAUGCACAGUAAUACUUUAACUAGCAGAAUAAACCCAAUGAGUGAUGGACAAGCCAUUGCUUAUGAUACUGCUUCAUUCAAGCUCCAUCUGAAUGACCUGUCCCAUCUUGUUUGGUUAUGUCUGCAAUAUUUUGAACCCGGAAAGAACUAUCAGCCAGUCUAUCCCUUUUUUGUCAUUGAUGAUCUUCCACCAGGAUUAUGUAAAUUUGACUUACCAAAUGGUCUCAUCAAAUCUUUAUGUCAAAUGGAUAUUUUGGUGUUUUUGUUAGCAACAGUGUAUUGUGUUGACAAUCAAAUCAGGCUGGAUGAAUCUCAAAAUGACUCCCGACUAUUACUACCACCACUAGCCAGCUAUCCUCUGUGCUCUGAGGAUCAGGCUCGUUGGUGGUCAGAAGCUUAUCAUUUCUUUAAUCACACUGAAAGUGAACAAAGACAGCAAUCAAAUAUGAGAAAAAUACUGACGAAAGGCAUAGAGACAGUUAGGCUGAUUGGCCUCCAUGGCAUGUCUUUGACACUGAUGGUCCACAUUGCUCGUUCGCUAAGUAAAAUAACACAACUUCUGAAUGAGAAAAAUGUUGAUAGCUGUGAUUUAGAACUUGUAGCAACAGAAGAAAGAGAGAAAAUAUUUUGGGAAGCAGUCAUAAAAGAAUUGGGCAGGCUGAAAAGGCAUGAGGAUAUUGAGCUUCCUGAAGACAGGCUUUUCAAACACAGCCUUGGAGCAAGAAUAACCCUAGAAGGACUCAAGGAGAUACAGGAUGAAGCAUAUUUUUCUUUAGGUUCAAUAGCUUACAACCAUUCAAAAUAUAAACAGGCUGUGGAAUUGUUUGAGAAGGCCUAUUCUCCAGAGGCACAACUUCAACUGGCCAAAAGCUAUAAGAAACUAGCUGAGGAAGAACAGUCAGAAAAUAUGAACUAUGAAUUGUCGGCCUAUAGGGCCAGGGAAGUUUUAUUCAACCUUUUAGCACAUUAUAAGUAUGAUAAAGGAUUCAAUAAAACUGUUUUGAAAGAGCUUGAUGACAUUGAUUGGAUCCUCCAUAGAGAACACUUUAGAAACAUAGAGGAGACUGAGGAGAGUUGUCUUCAGUUCUCUCCCAGGUCACGUACAUUGUCAGACAGAGAUGUCACUGGAGGGGCUAGAAAAAAACUUUUCUCAAGAACAUCACCUGGCAGGCCAAAUGUAGAUACUGUUCGACACGAACCUAGUUCAGUAAUUGACAGUAAUAGCCUGACCCUUGUUAGGUCCCAGCCUUCAACAGAACUUCUGACUGAACAGAUCACACAUCUAAAUCAUACAUGCCUCGAUCUGCAAAGAAAUAUUCAUGAGAGGAACAGGGAGGACCUACAGAAUCAGGAGUUGAUCCUGAGCAUGUUUGCAGAACAAAGCAACCAUUUAAUGGCUUGCAACAAACAGAUCUUUGAUGAGUUGGUGGAGAGUAGGAAACUGAUGACCAAUGUUCUCUCUGAAAAUACACAGACAAUGAAGGCUAUAAAGGAAUGUGUUGGAGAAAACAGAACAUCAAUCAUUGAAAUGAAGGACGCAAUAAAGACAUUGAGGAGUGAGAUUUCAGAACCACAAAAUAGGCCUUCACAGUCAUCCAGUAAUUAUGCCACCCAGAGAAGGGUACGUAGCAGAGCUUCUCAGUCAGCACUGAACAGUCAUGAUACACAAACUAGACACGAGUUUGAAGUGGCAAGACAUGUUGACCGUGGGUCACUGGAGCCUAGAGAUGGUCAGUUUGCUGAGGCCUAUGACCAAAUGACAGAGAACCAAUGGUAUUUACAUCAGUCUAAUUUUUUACCUGAACAUCAGAAUGAGAGUUUAAAGGAAAAUAUGUCUGUUACAUCACAACAAGCACAGUACCCAAUUACACCAGGACUGUUUCCCACUGCGUCUGCACAACAAGAAUGUAGACAUAGUACACUGGCCUAUAAAAAUGAACAUUUGUUAAAGCCACACACAGAUUUAUUUGGUGGACAGCAUGUUCAAAGAAUGUCAACACAGCCAGGGAAUGUCAUGUUUGCUCCAGCACAGGAAGGACUUAUGUUCACAACACAGCAAGGAUCUUUAGUGGCUACACCAACACAGCAAGGACCUUUCAUGGCUACACCAACACAGCAAGGACCUUUCAUGGCUACACCAACACAGCAAGGAUCUUUCAUGGCUAUACCAACACAGCAAGGAUCUCUCAUGGCUAUACCAACACAGCAAGGAUCUUUCAUGGCUAUACCAACACAGCAAGGAUCUUUUAUGGCUAUACCAACACAGCAAGGACCUUUCAUGGAUAAAGCAACACAGCAAGUACCUUUCAUGACUGCACCAACACAGCAAGUACCUUUCAUGACUACAGCAACACAGCAAGGACCUUUCAUGACUGCACCAACACAGCAAGGACCUUUCAUGACUACAGCAACACAGCAAGGACCUUUCAUGACUGCACCAAUACAGCAAGGACCUUUCAUGACUACAGCAACACAACAAGGACCUUUCAUGACUGCACCAAUACAGCAAGGACCUUUCAUGACUACAGCAACACAGCAAGGACCUUUCAUGACUACAGCAACACAGCAAGGACCUUUCAUUACUACAUCAACACAGCAAGGACCUUUUGUCACUACAGCAACACAUCAAGGGAAUGAUAUGAAUGCACCUUUAGAGCAAGCCAAUUUGAGGUAUACACCAACAAAAGGAUGGAAUGCUGUGGCUGGGCCAUUACAAAAAGAAAAUGCCAUGGCUACAACAACACAGCAAGAAGUGUUUGACAUUAGUCAAACCCUACAACACCAAGAACAUUCUUUUUCACUAAUUCAAAACAAUCAACCUUUGGCUGACCCAAUGCAAAGUGACAUUAGUGGACAAAAUGUUCCAUCUGUGACUGAAAAUGAAAACCAAAAAACUCUUCAUGAUAAAAUACCAUCACCAAAAACUCAGGAGUUAGAUUCGUUGAUAAAUAAACAUAACAGUGGAGACUUAGCCCAAGAGAUUUCUUCACAUUCAGAUACUCCUUAUAGUUUUAAACUCUUUGAGAGUCCAAUAAAGUCCUCAUUUAAAAUUCCCAAAUGUGUAUUUGAUCAUUUUGGUGUAGAGAAUGAGUCCACAGAAAAUCCUUCAUCUAUUACUGAUACGGAUAUACCAUCACCUGAAAUUGAGCAGUUAGAUUCUACAAUAAAUAAACAAAACAGUGGAUACUUAGUUGAAGAGUUUUCAUCACAGUCAGAUUCCUCUCAGGCCACUAAUUUCUUUGAGAGUCCAAGGAUUUCCAGUUGGAAAAUUCCCCAAAAUGUGCUUGUGCAUUCUGUAGAGAAUAAAUCCAUAGGGAAUUCUUCAUCUAUUACCUUUGCAGAUAAUACCAUUGGACGAGAUGAUGAUAUUCAAAGCUCUUGUACAGAUGACAUUUCUCUGGGUACAGUUGUAGAAAGUGGUGCUAUGUUUUAUGAGAGUCCUGCAUUAAUAGUACCAGAACAAUGUAGAAAGAUUGUGAGAGAUCAUGAAUAUUAUGAACGAUUUUCUUCAACUGAAACAGAUAAUACCAUUGGACAAGACGAUGAUAUUCAAAGCUCUUGUACAGAUGACAUUUCUCUGGGUACAGUUGUAGAAAGUGGUGCUAUGUUUUAUGAGAGUCCUGCAUUAAUAGUACCAGAACAAUCUAGAAAGAUUGUGAGAGAUCAUGAAUAUUAUGAACGAUUUUCUUCAACUGUAACAGAUAAUACCAUUGGACAAGACGAUGAUAUUCAAAGCACUUUUACAGAUGACAUUUCUCUGGGUACAGUCGUAGAAAGUGGUGCUAUGUUUUAUGAGAGUCCUGCAUUAAUAGUACCAGAACAAUCUAGAAAGAUUGUGAGAGAUCAUGAAUAUUAUGAACGAUUUUCUUCAACUGAAACAGAUAAUACCAUUGGACAAGACGAUGAUAUUCAAAGCACUUUUACAGAUGACAUUUCUCUGGGUACAGUCAUAGAAAGUGGUGUUAUGUUUUAUGAGAGUCCUGCAUUAAUAGUACCAGAACAAUCUAGAAAGAUUGUGAGAGAUCAUGAAUAUUAUGAACAAUUUUCUUCAACUGAAACAGAUAAUACCAUUGGACAAGAGGAUGAUAUUCAAAGCACUUUUACAGAUGACAUUUCUCUGGGUACAGUCAUAAAAAGUGGUGCCAUGUUUUUUGUGAGUCCAGUAUUACUAAAAGAGGAUAGAUCUAGAAGACAGAUUGUGGGAGAUCAUGAAACAUCUACUAUGUCUGAAGCACGCAGAUAUUCUACUAUAUCUCAGGAUGAUGAUCUUGUUAGCUCUAGUACAGAUGAUUCUUGCAGUGAAGAUGUUUCUGAGGAUUCAGACACGCAAGAUAAAAUUAUUUUAUUUGAGAGAAAAGCAUUACCAGUUAAAGGAGAAGACACAAAGAAGAUUUUGAGCAAUGGCUUCAUAAGUAAUUUAUCUGGAUCUAGGGCUAAACAAACUACUCACAGUAAAAUGAAUAGCUUAGUUAAUAUCAGUAGCUUUGGACCUCAACCCAGUAAAUCAGAAACAAGCUUAGUCAGUGACAGUAGCUUUGGACUUCAACUCAGUAAACCAGAAACAAGCUUAGUCAGUGACAGUAGCUUUGGACAUCAACUCAAUAAACCAGAAACUAGCUUAGUCAGUAACAGUAACUUUGGACAUCAAUUCAAUAAACCAGAAACAAGCUUAGUCAGUAUCAGUAGCUUUGGAUUUCAACCCAAUAAACCAGAAACAAGCUUAGUCAGUGACAGUAGCUUUGGAUUUCAACUCAGUAAACCAGAAACAAGCUUAGUCAGUGACAGUAGCUUUGGACUUCAACUCAGUAAACCAGAAACAAGCUUAGUCAGUAUCAGUAGCUUUGGAUUUCAACUCAAUAAACCAGAAACAAGCUUAGUCAGUAUCAGUAGCUUUGGAUUUCAACCCAAUAAACCAGAAACAAGCUUAGUCAGUAUCAGUAGCUUUGGACUUCAACUCAGUAAACCAGAAGCUAGCUUAGUCAGUAAUAGUAGCUUUGGACAUCAACUCAAUAAACCAGAAGCUAGCUUUGAAAGUAACAGUUACCAUGGAACUAAACCCGGUACACCACUAACCAGAUGUUUUGGUAUAAAGAGCUAUGAGAUGGGCAAUGGUCAAUUAUGUGAUUUUCAAUUUGGACCUACAGCUCAAAAUUUCUCAGGAGCUCAACUUAGCUUUGGACCUCAAACCAAUAUACAAGAAACUAGCUUAGCCAGUAACAGUAGCUUUGGACUUCAACUCUGUAAACCAGAAGCUAGCUUUGAAAGUAACAGUUACCAUGGAACUAAACCCGGUACACCACUAACCAGAUGUUUUGGUAUGAAGAGCUCUGAGAUGGGCCUAUCAGGUCAAUUAUGUGAUUUUCAAUUUGGACCUACAGCUCAAAAUUUCUUUGGCGCUCAACUUAAUAGCCAAUCAAUAUUUCAUAGUGUUGACAAACAAAAUCAUGAGCUCUCUGAUAAAAAAAUUGAAAACAUUGGAAGUACUAGUAAUUCAAAAGAGACAGUGCCAAUACAGGCAUUAUCAUUUGUAGAACAUGUUCACACCCAUCAUGUCGUCUCAAGUAUACAUGACGAAGCAGCAGAUGAUAAAACAAGUUAUCUUAACAACACUUCGUUAAUGAAUGUUCCCAACAAAGACAGAGUGGUUGAAAAACGAAUGGAUGCUAAUGGUGACUUAGCAGAUAGUGUGAAGAGUACAACUUCUGAGUUACAUGAUUACAGUCGUGUCAGUCAAACAACACAACUGACAACUGAAAAGAAAAAUAUGGCACUAGAACAGACAACAAGAAAGGACAGUAUGGCACCAAAACAGACAACUAUAAAGGAAAGUAUGGCACCUCAACAGACAAAUGAAAAGGACAGUAAGGGACCACAACAGACAACUGAAAAGGACAGUAAUGCACCACAACAGACAACUGAAAAGGACAGUAAUGCACCACUACAGACAACUGAAAAGGACAGUAAUGCACCACAACAGACAACUGAAAAGGACAGUAAUGCACCACUACAGAAAACUGGUGAGGACAGAAAGGGAACAAAACAGACAACUGAAAAGGACAGUAAUGCACCACAACAGAAAACUGGUGAGGACAGUAAGGGAACAAAACAGACAACUGAAAAGGACAGUAAUGCACCACAACAGAACACAGUAAAGGACAGUAAUGCACCACAACAGACAACUGGUGAGGACAGUAAGGGAACAAAACAGACAACUGAAAAGGACAGUAAUAUACCACAACAGAAAACUGCUGAGGACAGUAAUGCACCACAACAGACAACUUUUGAGGACCGUAAUGCACCACAACAGACAACUGGUGAGGACAGUAAUGCACCACAACAAACAACUGAAAAGGACAGUAAUGCACCACAACAAACAACUGAAAAGGACAGUAAUGCACCACAACAGACAACUGGAGAGGACAGUAAUGCACCACAACAGGCAACUUGUGAGGACAGUAAUGCACCACAAAAGACAACUGAAAAGGACAGUGAUGCACCACAACAGACAACUGGAGAGGACAGUAAGGGAACAAAACAGACAACUGAAAAGGACAGUAAUGCACCACAACAGACAACUGGUGAGGACAGUAAUGGACCACAACAGACAACUGGUGUGGACAGUAAUGGACCACAACAGACAACUGGUGAGGACAGUAAUGGACCACAACAGACAACUGGUGAGGACAGUAAUGCACCACAACAGACAACUGGUGAGGACAGUAAUGCACCAGAACAGACAACUGGUGAGGACAGUAAUGCACCAGAACAGACAACUGGUGAGGACAGUAAUGCACCACAACAGAAAACUGGUGAGGACAGUAAUGCACCACAACAGACAACUGGUGAGGACAGUAAUGCACCACAACAGACAACUGGUGAGGACAGUAAUGCACCAGAACAGACAACUGGUGAGGACAGUAAGGCACAACAACUGACAAAUGAAAAGGACAGUAAUGGACCACAACAGGCAACUGGUGAGGACAGUAAUGGACCACAAGAGACAUCUGGUGAGGAAAGUAAUGGACCACAACAGACAACUGGUGAGAACAGGAAGGCACCACAACAUACAACUGUUGAGGACAGUAAUGGACCACAACAUACCACUGGUGAGGACAGUAAUGGACCACAACAGACAACUGGUGAGGACAGUAAUGGACCACAACAGACAACUGGUGAGGACAGUAAUGGACCACAACAUACAACUGUUGAGGAUAGUAAAGGACCAGAACAGACAACUGGUGAGGACAGUAAUGGACCACAACAGACAACUGGUGAGAACAGUAAGGCACCACAACAUACAACUGUUGAGGAUAGUAAUGGACCACAACAUACAACUGUUGAGGAUAGUAAUGGACCACAACAGACAACUGGUGAGGACAGUAAGGGAACAAAACAGACAACUGAAAAGGACAGUAAUGCACCACAACAGAAAACUGAAAAGGACAGUAAUGCACCACAACAGACAACUGGUGAGGACAGUAAUGCACCACAACAGACAACUGGUGAGGACAGUAAUGCACCACAACAGACAACUGGUGAGGACAGUAAUGCACCACAACAGACAACUGAAAAGGACAGUAAUGCACCACAACAGACUAUUGAAAAGGACCAUAAGGGACCACAACAUACAACUGAAAAAGAAAGUAUGGCAACACAACAAACAGCUGAAAAGGACAGUAAGACACAACAACAGACAGCUGAUAAGGACAAUAAGGCACUAAAACAGACAAUUGAAAAGGACAGUAUGGCACAACAACAUACAGCUAAAAAGGACAGUAAGACACCACAACAGACAACUGGUGAGGACAGUAAUGCACCACAACAGACAACUGGUGAGGACAGUAAUGCACCACAACAGACAACUGGUGAGGACAGUAAUGCACCACAACAGACAACUGAAAAGGACAGUAAUGCACCACAACAGACUAUUGAAAAGGACCAUAAGGGACCACAACAUACAACUGAAAAAGAAAGUAUGGCAACACAACAAACAGCUGAAAAGGACAGUAAGACACAACAACAGACAGCUGAUAAGGACAAUAAGGCACUAAAACAGACAAUUGAAAAGGACAGUAUGGCACAACAACAUACAGCUAAAAAGGACAGUAAGACACCACUACAGAAAACUGAGACGGAAAGUAGAGCACCACAAAAGACAGCUGAAAAAGAAUGUAAGGUACCACUAAAGACAACUGUAAAGGACAAUAAAACACCACAACAAAUAGAUGAAAAGUACAUUAAUGCACCACAACAGACAACUGAAAAGGAAAGUAAGGGUCAACAACAGACAUUAAAAAAGGACAUUAAGGCUCCACAACAAACCACUGAAAACAUCAGUGAGGGACCACAACAGACAAUGGGAAAGGACAAUAAGGGACCACAACAGACAACUCAAAAGUGCAGAAAGGGACCACAAAAGACAACUCAAAAGUACAGUAAAGGACCACAAAAGACAACGGGAAAGGACAUAAGGGAACCACAACAGGCAAAUAAAAAGGCCAAUAAGGGAAAAAAACAUUUAACUGAAGAGGAAAAAAAGGGCCCACAACAGACAACUGAAAAGGACAGUGAGGGACCACAAAAGAUAACGGGAAAGGACAUAAGGGAACCACAACAGGCAAAUAAAAAGGCCAAUAAGGGAAAAAAACAUUUAACUGAAGAGGAAAGAAAGGGCCCACAACAGACAACUGAAAAGGACAGUAAUGCACCACAACAGAAAACUGAAAAGGACAGUAAUGCACCACAACAUACAACUGGUGAGGACAGUAAGGGAACAAAACAGACAACUGGUGAGGACAGUAAUGCACCACAACAGACAACUGAAAAGGACAGUGAUGCACCACUACAGACAACUGAAAAGGACAGUAAUGCACCACUACAGACAACUGAAAAGGACAGUAAUGCACCACAACAUACAACUGGUGAGGACAGUAAGGGAAUAAAACAGACAACUUGUGAGGACAGUAAUGCACCACAACAGACAACUGAAAAGGACAGUAAUGGACCACAACAGAAAACUGGUGAGGACAGUAAGGGAACAAAACAGACAACUGAAAAGGACAGUAAUGCACCACAACAGAAAACUGGUGAGGACAGUAAUGGACCACAACAUACAACUGUUGAGGAUAGUAAUGGACCAGAACAGACAACUGGUGAGGACAGUAAUGGACCACAACAGACAACUGGUGAGAACAGUAAGGCACCACAACAUACAACUGUUGAGGAUAGUAAUGGACCACAACAGACAACUGGUGAGGACAGUAAGGCACCACAACAUACAACUGUUGAGGAUAGUAAUGGACCACAACAGACAACUGGUGAGAACAGUAAGGCACCACAACAUACAACUGUUGAGGAAAGUAAUGGACCACAACAGACAACUGGUGAGGACAGUAAGGGAACAAAACAAACAACUGAAAAGGACAGUAAUGCACCACAACAGACAACUGGUGAGGACAGUAAUGCACCACAACAGACAACUGGUGAGGACAGUAAUGCACCAGAACAGACAACUGGUGAGGACAGUAAUGCACCAGAACAGACAACUGGUGAGGACAGUAAUGCACCAGAACAGACAACUGGUGAGGACAGUAAUGCACCAGAACAGACAACUGGUGAGGACAGUAAUGCACCACAACAGACAACUGGUGAGGACAGUAAUGCACCAGAACAGACAACUGGUGAGGACAGUAAUGCACCAGAACAGACAACUGGUGAGGACAGUAAUGCACCAGAACAGACAACUGGUGAGGACAGUAAUGCACCACAACAGAAAACUGGUGAGGACAGUAAUGCACCACAACAGACAACUGGUGAGGACAGUAAUGCACCACAACAGACAACUGGUGAGGACAGUAAGGCACAACAACUGACAAAUGAAAAGGACAGUAAUGGACCACAACAGGCAACUGGUGAGGACAGUAAUGGACCACAAGAGACAUCUGGUGAGGAAAGUAAUGGACCACAACAGACAACUGGUGAGAACAGGAAGGCACCACAACAUACAACUGUUGAGGACAGUAAUGGACCACAACAUACCACUGGUGAGGACAGUAAUGGACCACAACAGACAACUGGUGAGGACAGUAAUGGACCACAACAGACAACUGGUGAGGACAGUAAUGGACCACAACAUACAACUGUUGAGGAUAGUAAAGGACCAGAACAGACAACUGGUGAGGACAGUAAGGCACCACAACAUACAACUGUUGAGGAUAGUAAUGGACCACAACAUACAACUGUUGAGGAUAGUAAUGGACCACAACAGACAACUGGUGAGGACAGUAAGGGAACAAAACAGACAACUGAAAAGGACAGUAAUGCACCACAACAGACAACUGGUGAGAACAGUAAGGCACCACAACAUACAACUGUUGAGGAUAGUAAUGGACCACAACAGACAACUGGUGAGGACAGUAAUGGACCACAACAUACAACUGUUGAGGAUAGUAAAGGACCAGAACAGACAACUGGUGAGGACAGUAAUGGACCACAACAGACAACUGGUGAGAACAGUAAGGCACCACAACAUACAACUGUUGAGGAUAGUAAUGGACCACAACAUACAACUGUUGAGGAUAGUAAUGGACCACAACAGACAACUGGUGAGGACAGUAAGGGAACAAAACAGACAACUGAAAAGGACAGUAAUGCACCACAACAGAAAACUGAAAAGGACAGUAAUGCACCACAACAGACAACUGGUGAGGACAGUAAUGCACCACAACAGACAACUGGUGAGGACAGUAAUGCACCACAACAGACAACUGGUGAGGACAGUAAUGCACCACAACAGACAACUGAAAAGGACAGUAAUGCACCACAACAGACUAUUGAAAAGGACCAUAAGGGACCACAACAUACAACUGAAAAAGAAAGUAUGGCAACACAACAAACAGCUGAAAAGGACAGUAAGACACAACAACAGACAGCUGAUAAGGACAAUAAGGCACUAAAACAGACAAUUGAAAAGGACAGUAUGGCACAACAACAUACAGCUAAAAAGGACAGUAAGACACCACUACAGAAAACUGAGACGGAAAGUAGAGCACCACAAAAGACAGCUGAAAAAGAAUGUAAGGUACCACUAAAGACAACUGUAAAGGACAAUAAAACACCACAACAAAUAGAUGAAAAGUACAUUAAUGCACCACAACAGACAACUGAAAAGGAAAGUAAGGGUCAACAACAGACAUUAAAAAAGGACAUUAAGGCUCCACAACAAACCACUGAAAACAUCAGUGAGGGACCACAACAGACAAUGGGAAAGGACAAUAAGGGACCACAACAGACAACUCAAAAGUGCAGAAAGGGACCACAAAAGACAACUCAAAAGUACAGUAAAGGACCACAAAAGACAACGGGAAAGGACAUAAGGGAACCACAACAGGCAAAUAAAAAGGCCAAUAAGGGAAAAAAACAUUUAACUGAAGAGGAAAAAAAGGGCCCACAACAGACAACUGAAAAGGACAGUGAGGGACCACAAAAGAUAACGGGAAAGGACAUAAGGGAACCACAACAGGCAAAUAAAAAGGCCAAUAAGGGAAAAAAACAUUUAACUGAAGAGGAAAGAAAGGGCCCACAACAGACAACUGAAAAGGACAGUAAUGCACCACAACAGAAAACUGAAAAGGACAGUAAUGCACCACAACAUACAACUGGUGAGGACAGUAAGGGAACAAAACAGACAACUGGUGAGGACAGUAAUGCACCACAACAGACAACUGAAAAGGACAGUGAUGCACCACUACAGACAACUGAAAAGGACAGUAAUGCACCACUACAGACAACUGAAAAGGACAGUAAUGCACCACAACAUACAACUGGUGAGGACAGUAAGGGAAUAAAACAGACAACUUGUGAGGACAGUAAUGCACCACAACAGACAACUGAAAAGGACAGUAAUGGACCACAACAGAAAACUGGUGAGGACAGUAAGGGAACAAAACAGACAACUGAAAAGGACAGUAAUGCACCACAACAGACAACACGAGAGGACAGUAAGGGAACAAAACAGACAACUGAAAAGGACAGUAAUGCACCACAACAGAAAACUGGUGAGGACAGUAAUGGACCACAACAUACAACUGUUGAGGAUAGUAAUGGACCAGAACAGACAACUGGUGAGGACAGUAAUGGACCACAACAGACAACUGGUGAGAACAGUAAGGCACCACAACAUACAACUGUUGAGGAUAGUAAUGGACCACAACAGACAACUGGUGAGGACAGUAAUGCACCACAACAAACAACUGGUGAGGACAGUAAUGCACCAGAACAGACAACUGGUGAGGACAGUAAUGCACCACAACAGACAACUGAAAAGGACAGUAAUGCACCAGAACAGACAACUGGUGAGGACAGUAAUGCACCACAACAGACAACUGGUGAGGACAGUAAUGCACCACAACAGACAACUGGUGAGGACAGUAAUGCACCAGAACAGACAACUGGUGAGGACAGUAAUGCACCACAACAGACAACUGGUGAGGACAGUAAUGCACCAGAACAGACAACUGGUGAGGACAGUAAUGCACCACAACAGACAACUGGUGAGGACAGUAAUGCACCAGAACAGACAACUGGUGAGGACAGUAAUGCACCAGAACAUACAACUGUUGAGGAAAGUAAUGGACCACAACAGACAACUGGUGAGGACAGUAAUGCACCACAACAGACAACUGGUGAGGACAGUAAUGCACCAGAACAGACAACUGGUGAGGACAGUAAUGCACCGGAACAGACAACUGGUGAGGACAGUAAUGCACCACAACAGACAACUGGUGAGGACAGUAAUGCACCAGAACAGACAACUGGUGAGGACAGUAAUGCACCACAACAGACAACUGGUGAGGACAGUAAUGCACCACAACAAACAACUGGUGAGGACAGUAAUGCACCAGAACAGACAACUGGUGAGGACAGUAAUGCACCAGAACAGACAACUGGUGAGGACAGUAAUGCACCACAACAGACAACUGGUGAGGACAGUAAUGCACCAGAACAGACAACUGGUGAGGACAGUAAUGCACCACAACAGACAACUGGUGAGGACAGUAAUGCACCACAACAGAAAACUGGUGAGGACAGUAAUGCACCACAACAGACAAUUGAAAAGGACAGUAAUGCACCACAACAGACAAUUGAAAAGGACAGUAAUGCACCACAACAGACAACUGAAAAGGACAGUAAUGCACCACAACAGACUAUUGAAAAGGACCAUAAGGGACCACAACAUACAACUGAAAAAGAAAGUAUGGCAACACAACAAACAGCUGAAAAGGACAGUAAGACACAACAACAGACAGCUGAUAAGGACAAUAAGGCACUAAAACAGACAAUUGAAAAGGACAGUAUGGCACAACAACAUACAGCUAAAAAGGACAGUAAGACACCACUACAGAAAACUGAAAUGGAAAGUAGAGCACCACAAAAGACAGCUGAAAAAGAAUGUAAGGUACCACUAAAGACAACUGUAAAGGACAAUAAAACACCACAACAAAUAGAUGAAAAGUACAUUAAUGCACCACAACAGACAACUGAAAAGGAAAGUAAGGGUCAACAACAGACAUUAAAAAAGGACAUUAAGGCUCCACAACAAACCACUGAAAACAUCAGUGAGGGACCACAACAGACAAUGGGAAAGGACAAUAAGGGACCACAACAGACAACUCAAAAGUGCAGAAAGGGACCACAAAAGACAACUCAAAAGUACAGUAAAGGACCACAAAAGACAACGGGAAAGGACAUAAGGGAACCACAACAGGCAAAUAAAAAGGCCAAUAAGGGAAAAAAACAUUUAACUGAAGAGGAAAGAAAGGGCCCACAACAGACAACUGAAAAGGACAGUAAGGGACCACAACAGACAACUGAAAAGGACAGUAAUGCACCACAACAGACAACUGGGGAGGACAGUAAUGCACCACAACAGAAAACUGGGGAGGACAGUAAUGCACCACAACAGACAACUGGUGAGGACAGCAAGGGAACAAAACAGACAACUGAAAAGGACAGUAAUGCACCACAACAGACAACUGAAAAGGACAGUAAUGCACCACAACAGACAACUGAAAAGGACAGUAAUGCACCACAACAGACAACUGAGAAGGACAGUAAGGGACCACAACAGACAACGGGAAAGGACAUAAGGGAACCACAACAGGCAAAUAAAAAGGCCAAUAAGGGAAAAAAACUACAGAUGACAGUACAACAAAACAGAAAGCAAUAGAUGACAAUCAGAAUGCUAGAGAUGACAAUAAAAAUGCUAUAAAUCACAAUACAACAACAAAACUGAAUGCUAAAGAUGAAUGUACAAUGCAACAGAAAGUUGAAUAUAAAAUAACUGUAACUGAUUAGGCUUUGACUUAACAAAAAAAAACUGCAAUUAAAACAAUAAAUCUCCAGUGAUAUUAUAAAAGAAGGAAUAAACACUAAUAGGAAAACAGAAGAAUGCUCUGAUAAGAAAACUUCUACACUGCAGAACAAAAAUAUUUGUGUAAAUAAUAGAAAUAUAGUUGACACUGGCAGAAGAAAAAAACCCAGCUCUGGUGCAAUUAAGAAAACAGAAACUAGCCUUAAAGCCAGCAACAUGAGAAAAGACAGUACUUGGUGCCAAUAACAAAACAAAUGACAGCUCUGACGCUUUUAAAGAAAUGGACAAGGGCACUUAUGUCAGUAACAAUAAUGAAAUAAUUAUUGGUACCAAGAAAAGAGAAGAGAGACUUGAAGCAAUGGGGAAGAGAGAAGAAAUGAGUGUCAGAAAUAAGAGAAAGCAAGCUAAUAAAACAAUAGACUCUGAAGACGGUUACAGAGAGAAAGAAAGGGCUGGCCUCAAUGAGAAGAGAGAUGAGCGCGCGAAAAUAAGCAUGAACAGUGAGGGUGCAGUCAUCAGUCAUGCCAUCGAAGUCAACUCAGCAGCCAGUGUAAGAGAAGAAACAGGAGCUGUUGCUGGUGACUUGAAGGAAGAAAAAACAGAAAUAAAAAUAAAUUGUAAGAAUCUUACAAGAGUGCACAGUGUUUAGAUACCAAAAACAAGAUCUAAAUUUUGUUACUACCAAUUGACAGAGAAAUAACAACUAAAGUUCACUAUUGAUUGAAUAUUAAAAGCAUGUUAUAGUUGAUCCUCAUUUUGUUCAUGUCAAAUUCAAACCUUUCUAUAAAUUUCCACUUAUUUUAAAAGAGGUUUGUAAUUAAGUGAAUGAAACCUAGCAUACUCAGAUUGCAUUGUGAGUGUACACUACAUAUCUUGCAUUUAAAAAAUGCUUUCGUUAUAUUUAUAUCUUUAAAUGUUUAAAAAUAUUGUUUUAAUAUAAUUUAAAAUGUUUCCUUUAAGUAUUUGUUAUUUGUCAAUUCCAUUUUUGAUUGUUGAAUAGCUAUAUUGUAUAUAAACAUUGCGUUUUGCUUAUUCAUUAAUGUUGACAUUUACUACUCAAGAUGCAUUUUAAGUGUUUAUUAGUAUUAAUUAAUUUUAAUAGCUAAUUCUCAUUUUUCUAGUAUAAAGAUUUGUUAGAGGGAAACAAAAUUCAAUGUUGCCUCCUUAACAAUGUCCUCUGAGAAAUUUUCUUAUGCUGUGGUAGUGAAGCAGCAGUACCACUUAGUCAUUGACAACAUUCAAUAUUCAUUGUCUCUUAGUCUUAAAGUGUAGUUUUUUUUUUCCAUUUAUUCUUUUUGUUUACAAUUGGUGUUGUCUUUUAAUGCUGUGAGUUUAUUGUUACUAUUAUUUUUACAAAACUUAUUUCAUAUUGUCACUAUAAGAUACAUUUUUCUUGUGAUAUGUCAAGUUUGCAGCCAUAAAGUUUUCUGACAAGGGAUGAAAAUCUUCAUAGAAAUAUAGUUAUUUAUGUUGCGAACGAACUAAUAUUCAUUCUCUGGCACUGCCAGGUUCGAGUUUCGUUAGAGAGAAAUAAAAUUCAUUUUAGUGCCUUUAAUAGUGUCCCCUCUGGAAUUUUCUAGUGAUGUGGCAGGUCUGCAGCGAUACCACCCUCUGAUAAGGGCCUUGAAGGUACCUGCGAGUUGUCAUUAUCCCCUUAGAUGAUAUAGCAACAGAGUAUAUUAUUAUUUUAGACAACUUCCAUAACUGCUUAAUCUCUAAGCUAAGGUUUCCAUAUUUUCUUUGUUUUUCCAUUUCAGUUUAUUAUUAUUGUUAUUACGGUAUUAUUAUUAUUAUUAUUAUUAUUAUUAUACUAAUUGAGCUUUGUAUAUUCGAGCAGUACUUUUGAAUGCUCUCUUAGAAUGUUUCUCAAUAUUCAAAAUUUGUAUAUAGAUACUAUAAAGUAUAAUAAACAUUCUUUAUUUGUU